UUCGAGCGAGAUAGACGUAGUCUAUUGAUAGAAUCGGUGUAGGUCUGAGUUUUUGUGGCAACCAGAAACAUUAAUUUUAUCCAACCCUAGCCCACAAACUGUGUUGGUUUGUCGGGCUAGGGGUCGUGUCGUGUAAACUAGAUAAGUGGACGGUAGAGUCUACUGCUCGGUGAGAGAGAACGGCUGCGUAUUCCUAAUCUGCUGACACACACGAUUGAGAGUAUCAUGUACCCGAUUAGCAGUUCCAAAAAUCUGGCACAGGCCAGACUUCGCAAUAUGAGUAGUCGUUCUCCGACGUCUACCAGUGAUCAUGUCCCUGUUCAUCAUGCUGCGUCGGCUAGUGUCGACUACCCUGUCGCAGGUCCGCUCAUGGCCACAUCAUCACCAACACAAUCAAGUCUAAGGAGGUCGUCGCUACCCGAUGCAGUUGUCAGGUUUGCAGAGAUGCUGAAGAAACGCUACGUUGGUGCUAAGGUACUGUUGGGCAAGGGUAUGUGCGCUAAACCGAACAGACGAGCGCUAGAUAAGAUGUUUGUGAAUGACCUGGCAUCACUGAAUGAACAAACAUUCUUCGGUUCGCAAAGCGAUGUGCAGAAGUUGAGCCAUGUCUUCUCGCGGGUUGCGGACAAAGUGCAGCACGUGCAACUGGCCAAUAUGUUUGACUUUGACGGGGAAGACAUUGAUGAAGACGAAUCAGUUCGUGUAUUGGCUGUUGCAUGUGCUGGCGCUGGCAAAACGACCAUCUUCGUGUUGAAAGGUCCGCUGGACUGGGCAAGAGGUUUAAUGUGGCACGAGUUUGACAUUGUGAGUGCGUUAGCAUUGCGUGAUGCAGGUGUUCGACAUGCCAGAAAUGUUGUUGAUCUGUUACAGCUAGAGCGCUAUGGAAUUGUAGAUGUGGAGGAGCAAAAAGAAAUUGCUUCCUUUGUUCAUGCCAAUCUGAAACAUGUGUGUGCGAUUCUGGAUGGGUUGGAUGAAACUGUGCUUGGUGACUGCAGUGAUUUUGUGCGUGGCAUUAUUCGUGGUGAGGAGUUGAAAGGCAUUCGACUGCUUCUCACGUCACGCCAUUCUGCAGAAGUGAUGAAACUGUCUGUUUCAUGUCCAUUUGAUAGGCGGGUUGAAGUACUGGGUUUCACCAAAGGCAAUGUUCGCGAGUAUGUGAACAAUGCUCUCCCAUGCACAGAGGCUAGCAGGCUACUAGAGAAGGUGGAUGCUGAUCCCAGACUCUCAGCUAUUAUGCAAACACCUUACUUCACACAGUCGACGUGUGAUGUGUUUCGUAGUUGUGGCUCUGUACCUUCAUCACUGUUUGGUAUCUUCAUGUCGUUGAUACUGAGUAUGAUUCGACAGAACACUGAGAGUGCGUAUCCAGACUGGGUGUCUGUGCCACGCUUGCUGCAGGAGCAAAUUCUUGAGUUGGGUCAUUUUGCUUUUGUAUCGUUAAUGAAAAAGAAAGUAGUGUUCAGUGAUUCUGAUCUAGAUGCAGAGCAGGUUUCUAGAGAAAGUCGAUCACUUGGUGUUCUUGUGGCUUGUGAGUCACUGUCAUACCCGUCCAUCACUCAAUGGCAAUUCAGCCAUCUUUCAGUGCAAGAAUGUCUUGCUUCUCUUUACAUGGCAUCCACUAAUCCUGAUGCCAGUGAUGUAGAAUAUUUAGUGAGGCAAGUAGGAGCUCUGACGGGUCACUUGAGUACAUUUUGGUGUCUUCUUGCUUCACAACUGACAGCGGUCAGCAGAGAGUCGUUGAUUGCAUCCAUUCUCACACAGCGUAUCCCUGAUAAAGAGGAUGUGAACAAGCUGACAUCAUGUUGCGAUGUGACAAAGUUUCUUCGCUGCUCCGAAGAUGAUCUUCUUGAGGUGGUAGAGUUGCUAUGUGGGCAUCUUGAUGAAGCAGCAGUGCAGAGUUUAGCAAGGUGUCUUCUUAAAGAUCUACUGCCAGACAAUGUGAGUGUGGCACAGGCCAUUGAAGAAGUUCUUCCUCACUCUUUCUCGUCGUCUUUGUACGACGUAGUUCAUGCUCUUUUGCAGCUGUGGCGUCGCAAAGUCCCCCGUGCCAGUAUGAGAAUACUGUGCACUGCCUUGAAGUCUAUCAACCCGCAUGCAUCCAACUGUCUCCACCAGUAUCUUGUAUCGAAACGCACAGAAGACUCACAGGCUGCAGAACGUCUUUCUUCAGCUGCGACAGACAGCUCUGUGCAUUCUGUCAUGACUGUUCCACCAACGAAGUCGGCAUCGUCAGCUGACCGGAUACGUGAAAAUUUAACUCCAGUUCGCCGACAAUUGUUGUUACUGGCUUGCCGUGUGUAUGCACAGCCCAGUGCAGACACAGACAACAUGACUAGCUGUAGUCAGUCACCUUCACCUAGUCUAGAACUAGCCUUCGAACAUUAUGGCUUUGAUUUUCGGAAAGUGGCUGUCUCGCCUGCUGACUGUCAUCUUCUUUCGUCUGUACUGAGGAAUCACAGUAGGUCUGUUAGUCUUGUGGAUCUGCACAACUGUCAGAUUACUGAUGAUGGUUUUGAGCAACUCACUACUGGUCUAACUCAUUGUCAUGGGCUGGCUCAGUUCUCUCUCCAAGAUAAUACACUGACUGACCGUUCUGUGGCAUGUAUCCAUAGUGUUAUCUGUGAAAACCACACAGCUCUUCUUCGACUUUCCUUAGAGGAUUUGCAGCUGACAUCAUCUGGCUAUGCUCAGCUGGUACCCGCAGUGAUCACAUGUCAUGACCUGGAGUACCUGACCAUAGGUAGUAUGUCCUGUCAGGAUAUCAAAACUAAUGUUCUCAUAGCUAUCACCGUGCUGGCUUACUGGAAGUCUCUUACAGGUCCCCAGUUUUACUUCCCGAUCGGUGAUGAUGCUCUUGUUCUGCUUUCUGGACUGCUGACAGGACGGCCAUUUCGUUACAUGGCCUUCAUGCAUGCGAUGCUCACGCCACACAGCACUUGGGUUGUCAAACACGUUCUUCGUGUGCACUCUCAGUACCUUGUACAGCUUAACUUGAGCGACAAUGAUCUUUCUGACAUGUUUCUGUGCAGCAUUGCACCAUGUCUGAAGCGGUGUAAAUCACUGGUGACACUGGUGCUCUCAGGAACAGGCCUUACAUCACAGUCACUUCCGGUACUCGCUGGAAUUGUGUCUUCUUGUCCUGAUCUCCAAGUUGUUGGUCUGAAAAGGAAUGACUUUCAAGCGGAGAAUGACGAGGGCAGCUUGCAGUUUGCAUCAGCUGUACAUGAAUGUCAAAACCUCGUGUACCUUUCAGUACCAAAGCGAGAGUUAGUGAAUGAUCAGCUAUGGAGAUUACUUGACUAUGUUCAUCGCGAGAGAGCAGGUCAACUAUGGAUUCAUUGCGUAUGACAUUAUUCGGCAUAACCAACAGUGAAGAUAACGUGUAUAUGCGCAGUGGAAGGAAUGCUAUGGCUUGUCAGACAUGUAAACACUAGACACAGAGAUGAACAUUAUUUCUAUAAUACACUGGUCAUGUGAUGUCAUGUUGAACCACUGCUGGUGGUCAUGUGAUGUCAUGUUGAACCACUGCUGGUGGUCAUGUGAUGUCAUGUUGAACCACUGCUGGAAUGGUUACUACUGUACAUGGUACUGAUCAGGGAAGUUGAGGAAGAGAGGGAGAGUGGGACAGGACGAUAUAUAACACUGCAGUUGUGUCUGUUGGUGAAAACACUUGCCGCACACACAUGCUGUGCGGAAGCCUGCUCGUUCAGUAGAGGUUGGUGGCUUGUCUGUCCGGGAGCCCCGAUGGUGGUUCAGCACGUUCUAUUCAUAAGGUGAACAUGUGAUCAUGUGAUGAAAUACUUUAUUUUUAUGAACACGGUCUCACCAUUUCACAUUUUUGUGGCAGUUGUCACAUUUCUAUUCCAUCACUUGACUAUGGUAUUUUAUGCCUGUGACAUCACAUGCCUAUGAUGUCAUAAUAACUAUGUUGUCGCUUCAUCAUCCUCGGCGAUUCCUCGCACUCAGGCCACGGCUAUGUGGUAGCCUGACUAUGACAUCACCAGACGUCAUUGUGACAUGACUAUGACAUCAUGUGUCAGAAUUAUUUUUAGUUUGAGUACCGUAUAUAAUGAGAUAAUUAUGUUCUGAGUUCAGUGAGUAUCUUGGACAUUGGAGCAGAAACUGGUGGUACGGAUGUUACGCACUGACGUUGAUCGGGCUCAGCAUGCAGUCACCUAACUGGAGAGUGAAAAGAGUGAAAGAUUUUCAGAGAUCUCAGCGUACUGGCUGUUCUCUGUUAUUCCUCCGCGGUCAUGAAGCAAAGCUGAGUGGCAUUCAGUAGCAUUCGUCUGCCGGGGGAAAUCACAGGAUUGGAGGGCAAAGAUGGUGGUAGUUGUGUGCCGAACGCUCUAAUGCAAGUAUAUCUGCCAGAAGACUGGAGUGAAGUGAAUAUGUUUGUGUUAUCGUAUCAACAGCAGAGCGGUCGUCCUGUUAUUUCUGUAGCUGUGUAGCAGAUGGAUGUGACUACUACAAGUCACAAGUGUGUGGCUCCGUCCCCAGCCGCAGUGGAGUCGUGUUGUGGCGCGCACUGUGCGUCCCGCGGCUGCUGAUUCCGUUCGGUCCAGGGCAGGAAUAUACACCGCUGCUCAGGUUAUCCCCAGGCCAUACGUCAGUCUCGGGGCAGCAGUCGUAGGUGACCUGUAUCCUGACAACCUCUCGUUGGGUCCCGGACGCCGUGGGACGGCGUUCUCCUUUUCUCUCUCCGUUGCCACUCCGGGCCCACGUGACCCUUGUGGCAGUGGCUCGCUAGGACAGGACAGGACAGUGUCUAUUGCGGAUAGCGUUGCCAGUGUCUAUACUGUUACUGCUGCUUCCUCCAUGGUCAGCUGUGCUGAACAGUGAUCCGUUACGUGUGAGCGAGUACUCAGAUGAUGGGCAGAAAUCUGGAUGGCAGAGCUGCAUCUUAGUAAGGGGUAUUUUCCGCAGUGGCGGCGUGGUUGCUUUUAUUGCAGCGAGUUUUUCUUCUAAGGUCUCCAUAUGCAAAGUAAUCUGUUGGCUGAUGGACGGAUGCCGGGAUGGUUCAGAAAUGAAAGUUGCAGUUGCUGGUAGAGUUGCUGAGAGUGUGAUGCUGCUGUGAUAGAGAUCAUGACUCAUGGUGUUGUCAGUAGCUGUACUAUUCCUCUGCUUCAUCUCUGGUCCUGGGUAACAGGAAUCAGAUGUAUGCAGAUCAGUGAGGUUUCUGAUGACGUACACAUACCUGGAUGAUAUUGCUGCAAUGCAGAAAGCUAUUGUUGAUGUUGUUGGUGAUUCAGAGGAGGUGAUUUCUCGGUGGCAUUCCGUAGCAUUCGUCUGCCGGGGAAAAUCACAGGAUUGGAGGGCAAAGAUGGUGGUAGUUGUGUGCCGAACGCUCUAAUGCAAGUAUAUCUGCCAGAAGACUGUAGUGAAGUGAAUAUGCUUGUGUUAUCGAAUCAACAGCAGAGCGGUCGUGCUGUUAUUUCUGUAGCUGUGUAGCAGAUGGAUGUGACUACUACAAGUGUGUGGCUUAGUCCCCAGCCGCAGUGGAGGCGUGUUGUGGCGUGCACUGUGCGUCCUGCGCCCGCUGCUUCCAUUCGGUCCAGGGCAGGAAUAGACACCGCUGCUCAGGUUCUCCCCCGGCCAUACGUCAGUCUUGGGGUAACAGUCCUAGGUGACCUGAAUCCUGGCGACCUCUCGUUGUGUCCUGGACACCGUGGGACGGCGUUCUCCUCUUCUCUCUCCGUUGCUACUCCAGGCCCACGUGACCCUCGUGGCAGUGGCUCGAUAGGAAAGGACAGCGUUGCCAGGGUCUCUACUGUUACUGCUGCUUCCGCCAUGGUCAGCUGUGUUGAACAGUGAUCCGUGACGUGUGUGUCAGCGAGUACUCAGAUGAUGGGCAGAAAUCUGGAUGGCAGAGCUGCAUCUUAGUAAGGGGGAUUAUCCGCAGUCGCUGCGUGGUUGCUCUUAUUGCAGCGGGUUGUUCUGCCAUGGUCUCCAUAUGCAAAGUGAUCUGUUGGCUGAUGGACGGAUGCCGGGAUGGUUCAGUAUUGAAAGUUGCAGUUGCUGGUACAGUUGCUGAGAGUGUGAUACUGCUGUGAUAGAGAUCAUGACUCAUGGUGUUGUCAGUAGCUGUACUAUUCCUCUGCUUCAUCUCUGGUCCUGGGUAACAGGAAUCAGAUGUAUGCAGAUCAGUGAGGUUUCUGAUGACGUACACAUACCUGGAUGAUAUUGCUGCAAUGCAGAAAACUAUUGUAGCUGCUGUUGGUGAUUCAGAGGAGGUGAUUUCUCGGUGGCAUUCAAUAGCAUUCGUCUGCCGGGGGAAAUCACAGGAUUGGAGGGCAAAGAUGGUGGUAGUUGUGUGCCGAACGCUCUAAUGCAAGUAUUUCUGCCAGAAGACUGUAGUGAAGUGAAUAUGUUUGUGUUAUCGUAUCAACAGCAGAGCGGUCGUCCUGUUAUUUCUGUAGCUGUGUAGCAGAUGGAUGUGACUACUACAAGUGUGUGGCUCAGUCCCCAGCCGCAGUGCAGGCUUGUUGUGGCGCGCACUGUGCGUCCUGCGGCCGCUGCUUCCGUUCGGUCCAGGGCAGGAAUAGACACCGCUGCUCAGGUUCUCCCCCGGCCAUACGUCAGUCUUGGGGUAACAGUCCUAGGUGACCUGAAUCCUGGCGACCUCUCGUUGUGUCCUGGACACCGUUGGACGACGUUCUCCUCUUCUCUCUCCGUUGCUACUCCAGGCCCACGUGACCCUUGUGGCAGUGGCUCGAUAGAACAGGACAGGACAGGGUAUAUUUCGGAUAGCGUUGCCAGUGUCUCUACUUUUACUGCUGCUCCCUCCAUGGUCAGCUGUACUGAACAGUGAUCCGUUACGUGUGUGUCAGCGAGUACUCAGAUGAUGUGCAGAAAUCUGGAUGGCAGAGCUGCAUCUUAGUAAGGGGUACUUUCCGCAGUGGCGGCGUGGUUGCUCUUAUUGCAGCGGGUUGUUCUGCCAUGGUCUCCAUAUGCAAAGUGAUCUGUUGGCUGAUGGACGGAUGUCGGGAUGGUUCAGAAAUGAAAGUUGCAGUUGCUAGUACAGUUGCUGAGAGUGUGAUGCUGCUGUGAUAGAGAUCAUGACUCAUGGUGUUGUCAGUAGCUGUACUAUUCCUCUGCUUCAUCUCUGGUCCUGGGCAACAGGAAUCAGAUGUAUGCAGAUCAGUGACGUUUCUGAUGACGUACACAAACCUGGAUGAUAUUGCUGCAAUGCAGAAAGGUGCUUCUGCCAUGGUCUUGCAGGACAUCUUCUAGUUGUGGAAAUGAUUUGUUUGGGUGACUGAACAGAAGACUGUAUGGUUCAUAUUGGAAAGGUGCUGUUGUUAUGGUUACCUGUGUUGUGGAUGAUGAGGUUGCUGGUGUAGGAGACCUGAACAUUACUGGCUACUGUUCAUUACUAGAAGAAUGCAGAGGAUUGUCAAGAUGUACAUUGUACAUGUCCAUCUGUUCAGACAGUACACAAGGUGAAUGAAGAUGGAACAUAUCCAUUUCAUCAAAAUUGUUCUCUUCUCAAUUCUUUUAUUUUGAUCUUAAAACUGCUACCUUCCUUGUUGGAGAAGUAACGUUGUCCCCCCUCCCUUAUCACCCCUCCCCCUUAUCAUCUCUCCCCCUCCCCCUCCCCUCCUCCUUAUCACC
Sycon ciliatum is the source of this 7614-nucleotide messenger RNA. RefSeq lists its product as uncharacterized. The transcript has 22 exons. Lineage: Eukaryota; Metazoa; Porifera; Calcarea; Leucosolenida; Sycettidae. The record is from RefSeq and is a predicted model, not a curated record. The coding region runs from base 226 to 3348 and encodes 1040 amino acids.